This is a messenger RNA of Penicillium verhagenii, 525 nucleotides long. RefSeq lists its product as uncharacterized. The record is from RefSeq and is a predicted model, not a curated record. Bases 1 to 525 code for a protein of 174 amino acids. Lineage: Eukaryota; Fungi; Ascomycota; Eurotiomycetes; Eurotiales; Aspergillaceae. The transcript is spliced from 3 exons.
AUGUCCCCACGCAGUAUUUUGAGCUGGUCGGGACAAGAAGAAGAUAAUCUUCUGCAGUGGUUGGAUGAAAAUCGUGCAUUGCCAUGGAAAGACCUUCCGGACGCAUACAGAGAAAAAUUCGGUGUGGACCGCAGCGUUGAAUCCUUACGAGGCAAAAAAUACCAUAUUCUGCGGAAGAAUAGUCGCACCACUGCCCGAUCUCCGAAAAGUCAAGGUCGCCGUAGACGACGAGAGCCCGCCCGCCGCUCGGUUGAACAGACAAUCAUACACUCAGACGCCCCAGCCAACGCGGCAACCCGGAGCAAUAUCGAUCUGUGGUUCGAGACGAUUCUUGCGUCCGAGUCUGAUCCUGCUGGUAGCAACGAAUCGACGCUGACAAGAGUCUCGAUUUCAGAUUGCUUGACGCCAGCGCUUAAAAAAUACCGUCCCAAGAAAUCACGAUCUUCAUCAUGGAUCUGGGAGUAUGUACAUCGAGAGGACCCUGGUAUACAAAUGGGUGUGGAGCCGGUGCAAAUGAACGUUUGA